Messenger RNA from Labrus mixtus (cuckoo wrasse), 6102 nucleotides. RefSeq names its product solute carrier family 4 member 2b (gene slc4a2b). Gene Ontology annotation, cellular component: apical plasma membrane; plasma membrane; basolateral plasma membrane. Gene Ontology annotation, molecular function: monoatomic anion transmembrane transporter activity; solute:inorganic anion antiporter activity. Gene Ontology annotation, biological process: regulation of intracellular pH; monoatomic anion transport; transmembrane transport. The coding region runs from base 335 to 4015 and encodes 1226 amino acids. The record is from RefSeq and is a predicted model, not a curated record. NCBI's taxonomy places the organism in Eukaryota, Metazoa, Chordata, Actinopteri, Labriformes, Labridae. The transcript is spliced from 23 exons.
AUCAGUCUGUGCAUGUUGGACUGAGAGAGGCACUCGACUCGACCAGAGGCUGGACCGCACACGCUCUCGCUCCGCACAUCUCUAACGCUCACCCUUUUGUCUUUUCUCUCUCUGUUUGUUUUCUGUCCUGCACUCUGACCAGACCCGGGUCUCUCUUCACGGCAGAGUUCAGAAUUGCACUACAAUGUCUGCGGCGGCUUCUCUGCUGUAAGCACACAAAGGUUAUGCUGCCCAAAAGCUGUCUGAGUCCCAGUGAGAAAGAGAAGGGCUAAAGCCACACAGAUCCAAUUAAGCUAUCCAGUUUGCUCUCCAGCAGCGACUUCAGCGUGGAGCCAUGAGCAACCCCGGAGCUCCAAACAAGAUUACAGAUGCUGUGGCAUCGGUUAUUCACAGCCCAGAGGUUCCUGCUGCCUCAUCACAUGGAACUCCUCGUCCUGAAGAGGAUGACGACGGUGACCUCAACAAGGCUUUGGGCGUCCAGCGCUUCCAGCAGAUCCUGAGCCCUGCGUCUGUGAUACCUGAUGAACAGCACCACAUCUACCAUGAGGAGGAUAUUGAAUACCACCGUCACUCCUCUCACCACAUCCACCGCCCUCUGUCCAAACUGCCCAACGAGGGACGCAGGAAGAAGAGCAGCAAGAAGAGGAGGAAGGACAAAGAUCACAAAGGCAGCCAAGUUCCCAGCAGUGGCCCCAUCGACGAGGGGGAGGAUGAGGAGGAAGAAGAGGAUGAGGUGACCGAGACGACUUCGGUUCCCUCUGAGUCAGAGAAAGUCAAAGAUGUAGAGUUUUUUCUCUCAGAUGACGACCAUGUAGUCAAACGUGGCAAAGAGAGCCCUCACUCAGCCCGUGAGCUGGACGUCGUACCGCGCUCUGCAGACGGAGCGGACACCGAAGAUGCCACUUCCUCAGAUGCACCGACCUCACCCGACGUUUCCAGCCCUGCUCCUCAGUUCUUGCAACCUGAACACAUACCGCUUGCCCGGGUGUCCUCUGCCUCCCGCAGCUACGAUCUGCAGGAGCGCCGGCGCACAGGCAACAUGACGGGUGCCGAGCAGGCCAAGUACCAGCGGAUCCCUACUGACGAGAGUGAGGCUCAGACGCUGGCCUCCGCUGACCUGGAUGGCAUCAAGAGUCACCGUUUUGAAGAUGUUCCCGGUGUGCGCAGACACCUGGUCAGAAAGAGCACCAAAGGUCAAGUGGUGCAUAUCGGCAAAGACCACAAAGAGCCGACCACACGCAGCCGUAAGCAGGACCGAACCCCACAUGAGGUUUUUGUGGAGCUGAAUGAGCUGACUAUGGACAAGAACCAGGAGAUGCAGUGGAAGGAGACGGCUCGAUGGAUCAAGUUUGAGGAAGACGUGGAGGAGGAGACAGACCGCUGGGGGAAACCUCACGUGGCCUCGCUGUCUUUUCGCAGUUUGCUGGAGCUCCGAAAAACCAUCUCUCACGGUGCCGUGCUGCUGGACCUGGACCAGAAGACCCUGCCCGGCAUCGCCCACCAGGUGGUGGAGCAGAUGAUCAUUUCAGACCAGAUCAAAGCCGAGGACCGAGCCAACGUCCUGAGGGCGCUGCUGCUGAAACACAGUCACCCGAGUGAUGAGAAGGAGCACAGUAGCCCUUUCCCCAGGAACAUCUCCGCAGCCAGCCUGGGCAGUCUGAUGACGCACAACCACAGUGGCAACCACACCCAUCAGCCCGAACCGUCGGUGACUGACCCGCUCAUGGGGACCAUCCACACUUUGGGGGAAACUGAAACACGCAUCAACAUAGAAAAGAACGAUUUGCAGCAGAAGGAGCCGCCUGUGGUGUAUGGUAUGCAUCGGUCCAAAUCAAAACACGAGCUGAAGCUGCUGGAGAAGAUCCCUGAAAACGCUGAGGCUACUGUAGUCCUUGUAGGCAGCGUGGACUUCCUGGAGCAGCCCACCAUGGCGUUUGUGCGGCUGCAGGAGGCGGUGGAGCUGGAGUCUGUCCUGGAGGUCCCCGUGCCGGUCAGGUUUCUCUUCGUGCUGCUUGGACCACCCACCACCAGCAUGGACUACCACCAGAUAGGACGCUCCAUCUCUACACUCAUGUCUGACAAGCAAUUCCACGAGGCAGCCUACCUGGCAGACGACAGGCAGGACUUGCUGAACGCCAUCAACAGCUUCUUGGACUGCAGCAUCGUGCUGCCACCUUCGGAGAUGGGAGGCGACGAGCUGCUGCGCUCUGUCGCUCGCUUUCAGAAGGAGAUGCUGCGCAAGAGGGAGGAGCAGGGGGUCAAACUGCUGGCCAAGGAGCCGAAAAGCCUUGAAGAGAAAGAAGCCCUCCUCACGCCUUUAAAAAAGUCGGACGACCCUUUAAAGCGCAGAGGGCGACCCUUCGGUGGGCUGAUACGAGACGUGCAGCGCCGUUACCCAAAGUACCUCAGUGACUUCAAGGACGCCCUGAACAGUCAGUGCAUGGCUGCUGUCAUCUUCAUCUACUUUGCUGCUCUCUCUCCAGCCAUCACAUUUGGAGGCCUACUGGGUGAAAAGACAGAAGGCCUGAUUGGUGUCUCCGAGCUGAUUGUGUCCACAGCAGUGCAGGGCGUGAUCUUCUGCUUGCUCGGAGCUCAACCGCUACUCGUUGUGGGCUUCUCCGGACCACUGCUGGUCUUUGAAGAAGCCUUUUACAGCUUCUGCAAAGCGAACGAGAUCGAGUACCUGACGGGCCGCGUCUGGAUCGGAUUCUGGCUCAUCGUCAUCGUGAUCGUCACGGUGGCCUUCGAGGGAAGCUUCCUGGUCCGCUUCGUGUCCCGCUUCACCCAGGAGAUCUUCUCCUUCCUCAUCUCCCUCAUCUUCAUCUGUGAGACCUUCAUCAAGCUCGGCAGGAUUUUCAAGGAGCACCCGUUGAGACGAUGCUCCCUGGACAACAGCACGGGAGGAAAUGCCUCAGCAGAAAACCUCACGCUGGUGCCGGGCAACAACAUGUCGCCUGUGACGUUGACAGUCCAAGGGGAACCGAACACGGCGCUGCUCUCUCUGGUUCUCAUGGCCGGGACGUUCUUCAUUGCUUUCUACCUUCGCAAGUUUAAGAACAGCGCUUUCUUCCCUGGACGGUUUCGCAGGAUCAUCGGCGACUUCGGCGUACCGAUCGCCAUCCUCAUCAUGGUCCUGGUGGAUUACAGUCUAAAAGACACGUACACACAGAAACUGAGCGUUCCUUCAGGCUUCUCUGUGACGAGUCCUGACAAACGUGGCUGGUUCAUCAGUCCUCUGGGUACCAACAGUUCAUUCCCCAUCUGGAUGAUGUUUGCCUGCUGUUUGCCCGCUCUGCUGGUUUUCAUCCUCAUCUUCAUGGAGACUCAGAUCACCACCCUGAUAGUGAGUAAGAAGGAGCGGAUGUUGGUGAAGGGUUCUGGUUUCCAUCUGGACCUGCUGCUGAUCGUGGUGCUGGGCGGCAGCUCGGCCCUAUUCGGCCUUCCGUGGAUGGCGGCAGCAACCGUUCGCUCUGUGACCCACGUCAACGCCCUCACUGUCAUGAGUAAGGCGGUCGCCCCUGGAGACAAGCCUCGCAUCCAGGAGGUGAAAGAGCAGAGGGUCACUGGGCUCCUGGUGGCCAUCAUGGUUGGUAUGUCUAUUGUAAUAGGAGACCUGCUGCGUCAGAUCCCCCUGGCGGUGCUGUUUGGUAUCUUCCUCUACAUGGGUGUGAUGUCCCUGAACGGUAUCCAGCUCACAGAGCGGAUGAUGCUGCUGCUAAUGCCACCAAAGUAUCACCCUGACCACACCUACGUACGAAAGGUCCGGACUCUGCGCAUGCACCUGUUCACCUGCAUCCAGCUCGUGUGUUUGGGGGUGCUGUGGGCCGUCAUGUCCACGCAGGCGUCGCUGGCUUUCCCCUUCGUCCUCAUCCUCACCAUCCCUGUCAAGAUGUUCCUGCUGCGCCGCAUCUUCAACGUCAGAGAGAUUGCAUGUCUGGAUGCAGAUGACGCUGAGCCCAAGUUGGACGAGCGCGACUGUCACGAUGAAUACUCAGAGAUGCACAUGCCGAUGUAACCCACGUCACACCACCAUAUAACCACUGAACUCUUAGUGCAAGCUGUCUGUCGCUCUAUCCACCACCGACAUCGAGGCUUUGAAGGGUGAAACACUCACACUUUGUUUCCACAUCACUGUGCACCGCUGGACUUCUUUAAAAAAAAAAAAAAAUCACUGAGACGUGGCAGCCGGUAUGUCAGCGGUCCGGCUUGGUUGUUGGUGUAACUUUAAUGAUUUAUGUAGAAACCCGCCUAUAGAGAUCCGACAUAGUGUUCACUCAUUAUAUACUUUUUAAAAACAUAUAUUUCAGGGGACAAGAGAUUCCAAAUCGAAUGAAGUUUAAUAUGAAAUGUUAUAACAGUAGAAUCACGAGACGUAUUAAUUUUUAGCCCUGAAAGGUUGCUCUGAUUCACAUUGAAUAUGUGGAGGAUAAAUGGGAUUUAUUAUUUUAUAUUAACAUGCUGAGUUACUGCUAUACUAGCUUUUUGCUUUCUUUCUUUUUGUUCAUGUUUUAAGCUCACAAAGCGCCUUAUGAAGGAAUGAAAAGGUGUACUGAGAGGGUUGUAUUUCCCUCGUUCAGUCUAAUUUCAGACAGCUGAUCACUUUACCCGCCUCCUGAAGCUCGUAGCACUUUUUUAAAGACACCAAAUCUGAACAAUGACUGUAUUUUAUGUAAUUAUUUUAUCCGUAGUGUCUCCAUUAAUCCCUUAAAUAUCAGUGUUGCUUAAGCGUGCUUCUUAAAUGACUCUCUGUGAUUGAUUUUUUUUUUUUAGCCUGUUCUUCUCUAACCAUGCAGUUUUGGAUCAUGUUUGGGCUUUUGUCAAGUUCUGUGCCUGCAGAGGACUAGAAUCACCAGCAGAGGGAGCUCUUGCGGGAAUGUGAGGACAACAUACCAAAAAAAAAACAGAACAUGAAAUGCAUUUUUUUUUUUUAUAACACAUAUGCCACGACAUCAUGUUUAGUUUCUCAUAACGGACGUUUAGUCUAAAAUUAACACUGUUGCAUAAUAAACACAUAUGAUUAAUGUCUCCACACACGUUUAGAGCACUAAUGUACUAAUGUUGGGAUUUUUGUUUCGUAAGGUCUCACUUGGUGUGGUUGAUUUAUGGGAGUCACUGUAAUUUAUUGAGUGCCAAACGUCUGCUGUAAAUAGUUUUAUGAUCAGAAAAAUAAGCUGCAGUCCAGCCAUCUCACAUCUCCAAAUACUGACGUCAGUAGAUUAGAUUAACAAAAACCACAGUAAAAAAACAUUCCUUCUGUUAUCAUGAUCGUUCCUCCCUCUCUCUCUCUCUCUCUCUCUCUCGCUCUCUUGCUCACAAUCAUGUGAACUCGGUCGACCAAAUUUCCACACAUGCUGUGUAGACAAUCUCCAUAUUCAUGCAACACUGAUAGGGAAGGAUUUUAAAUUCACAUAUAUGUAUUUUUUUUUUCUUUUGUCUUUUUUUUGUGUCAUGUUGUAUCAGUGUGACAUGGAUUGGUUAAAGCUUUGACUGUGUCAAAUAAUUAAAACUCUCGGUCCUCUGUUACCCCCCCCCUCCCUCCCCCUCCUUGUGUGUACUUGAGACAUCAGAGCUGUCCCCUCUCAGCCCGACUGAUGCUGUAAUCUUGUGCCUGUUUGCUGUCACUAAGGCGCACUAAAUCGAAGUGCCUGUGGGACCAUGAAGUGAUCCGCUACAAGUGUGUGUGUGUUUGCAAAGACGACAAACGUGUUACGAUAGUCAGCACUUUCUAGACGCUCAUAAAUCAAACAUCUCUCUUUUUAUUUUUAUCCGUUGCAUCAUUGCCGUUUUUGAAGAUUGAAAUGGAGUUUGUCACAUACCCGUUUUCUUAUCUGCACACACAUUUUGCUGCAUCAUUGCGCUGGAAAAUGAAGGGGUGUUAGUGAGAAGUAGGCUAACCGUGUCAUUUUUGUGUUUGUUGUUGUUUUUUUGUGCCUGUGAAUGAAGUGAAGGUAGUCUGUGUAAGCCAAAGUAUCUGUCAAGAGUUGUGAAGUGCUGAUCAAACAUGUUGUUCCAUUUCAAAAGCAAUACAGUCAGAGGAGCCGACGUUCCUCUGCGCUCUAAUGGUUAAAAUAUUGAUGACAAAUAAAAGUUAUUUUCUAUUUA